Molecule: messenger RNA, 2323 nt
Organism: Halichondria panicea
Lineage: Eukaryota; Metazoa; Porifera; Demospongiae; Suberitida; Halichondriidae
Exons: 2
Coding region: 74-2185 (703 amino acids)
Source: RefSeq, a predicted model, not a curated record
UACUCUCAGUUACACUGGAACUAACCUCACUUCAUUGCUGCCAAGUCUUCUUGUAGCUGCUUAACUUUUCAAUAUGGUGAAAAGACGUCCUCCUCUGAGACUGAGGGUACAACAUGCCCAGACUCGGUACAGGUCCCACAAGAAACCGUCAUGGCUCAGAUCAAUCCUGUGUUAUGACAACAACGAUGUUGUGGAGCCCGACCACAUUGAAACGGGGCAAACUGGAGCACCAUUGUCACCCCCAGGUGAGACAACUGCUGCCUUGCAGCAAGAGACAACUCCAGAGACAACUCCAGAGACAAUCCCAGAGACAAUCCCAGAGACAAUCCCAGAGACAAUUCCAGAGACAAUCUCAGAGACAAUCCCAGAGACAAUCCCAAAAAUAAUCCCAACACCUUCUCAGCCUGUGCAAGACACUUCCUUCCAAAGGUUUAACGUGUCCUGUAACAACGAAAAGGAUUUGUUAACGAGAAAUAACAUCAGCAGUCAGAACCUAGAAGAAGAGACCCAUCAAUCAUCUUCUCAUGACACUUCCUCUCAAGUAUGUUCCGUCCCCUGCAACAACAAAUAUAAUUUGUGUGUUGACCUCGAGACUUCGAACUGCCUUGCAGAGGAGUUGACCCAUCAAGCAUCUUCUCAUGACACUUCCUCUCAAGUAUGUUCCGUCCCCUGCAGCAACAAAUAUAAUUUGCGUGUUGACCUCGAGACUUCGAACUGCCUUGCAGAGGAGUUGACCCAUCAAGCAUCUUCUCAUGACACUUCCUCUCAAGUAUGUUCCGUCCCCUGCAGCAACAAAUAUAAUUUGCGUGUUGACCUCGAGACUUCGAACUGCCUUGCAGAGGAGUUGACCCAUCAAGCAUCUUCUCAUGACACUUCCUCUCAAGUAUGUUCCGUCCCCUGCAGCAACAAAUAUAAUUUGUGUGUUGACCUCGAGACUUCGAACUGCCUUGCAGAGGAGUUAACCCAUCACUCAUCUUCUCAUAACACAUCCUCCAACAACAAAUAUAAUUUGUGUGUGAGAGAUGACGUCGAGAGUUUGAACUGCCUUGCAGAGGAGUUGACCGCAUCUUCUUAUGACACUUCUUCUGAAAGAUCUACUGUCCCAUGCAACAACAAAUAUAAUUUGUGUGUGGGAGAUGACCUGAACAGGAUUGAAGUGACCCAUCAAUCAUCUUCUGUGGAGACAAUCCCACCCUGCAACAACAAUAAUUUGUGCGAGAGAGAUGAUCUCAACAGUUCAAUUAGCCUGGAGAAGGUAUCACAGUCAUCUUCUAGGGAGCUUCCUUGGGCCUGGGCCUUUGCCGAUUACAAGCCGAAAGUAGCCGCAGAAAAAGAUUGCCAAUUGCCUUCAAGUGGGUCACAAUCCAAAGACAAGCAAUCGAAGGGUAUAUUGAGGCGGUCUAAGGGCAAGCUGAGCUCAUGGAUCAAAAACUCAGUCAAAGCUCUCACGAUCUCAAAAAAGAGAGAAAAAUUGGUGGAUCCUUGUGGAAAAAUUGCCAAGGAAAAAGCAAAAAUAGCAGAGCUCUACAAAAGUAUCGAUAUUGCUCAAGAGGAGCUGAAAGACGUGCAAAUAUACAAUGCACAUCUAGAGUUGCGGACAAAAAAUGGUUCCGAUUUGACUCCUGACAUCAAUAAGUCAUUGAAAAAAAUGCAAAAGCUUAAGGAACAAAUCCGAAAAAGUUACAAUCAGGUCCGUGAACAAGAGAAAAAAGCAAAACAACUGUCCAUUAAGACAGAGAGGACCAUGGCAAGACGUGCUAAAUUGUUGCAUAAUGAAACAAAAGACAGCAAUUCAGACGAGAGUUUUGAUGAUGACAUUCAACACGGGAUCCCAUACCAACCAUCAAUGCCAAGCACUGUCGCUACCACAGACCAGUCACCAGUUGAGAUCGUGAUGACGCCAUACCAACAAUCAAGGCCAAGCACUGUCGCUACCACAGACCAGUCACCAGUUGAGAUCGUGAUGACGCCAUACCAACCAUCAAGGCCAAGCACUGUCGCUACCACAGAUCAGUCACCAGUUGAGAUCGUGAUGACGCCAUACCAACCAUCAAGGCCAAGCACUGUCGCUACCACAGACCAGACACCAGUUGAAUGGAAACCAGUACAUAUACUGACGUUGUCUCAAACCAGAAUAAUCUAUGUCUUAGAGGCAGAAGAAUGCAACAGAUACGUCUUGUUUUAACUCACUCAGCUGACUGAACCCCCCAAAAAAAUUAAUGUGUGUAUGUGUAUGUAUAAUGACUGUAGCGUAGAGAACUGUAUGUUUUAGUUCUCUAUAUCGUAUGUAUAAAAAUGAUCAUAAGAUUGAACAAAAUAACUG